Molecule: messenger RNA, 2757 nt
Organism: Rhipicephalus sanguineus (brown dog tick)
Lineage: Eukaryota; Metazoa; Arthropoda; Arachnida; Ixodida; Ixodidae
Product: solute carrier family 41 member 1
Exons: 1
Coding region: 419-2221 (600 amino acids)
Biological process (GO): monoatomic cation transport
Cellular component (GO): plasma membrane
Molecular function (GO): monoatomic cation transmembrane transporter activity
Source: RefSeq, a predicted model, not a curated record
AGCUCCGACAGCGAUCAACACGUGCGUCGUCCACAACGUCCUGCCGCCGAAAGCGUUCCAGCAUCGAGCAUCGGCUAGUCGCGCCUUUGCCGUUUGCAACUCGCCGUCCCAGUAGGAGUGCGCCUGUACUGCCGUGUUGUUAGCGUGAGUGUUUUGAGCUCUAUGAAAAAGUUUACUCCCGCUGUGCCGUUCAUCUCCGUCAACUACAGGUUGACGUUAGCAUACGCACUGGGCCCCUUGGACAGACCACCACCGCGAUCACUUCGCCUGUUGUGCUGCUGCAGCAGCAGCCACACCAGCAAGCGCAGCGCAUCUGCCGAUUGGCUAACCAGCGGCGGCAUCGAGGUGUGCGCGACUUUCCUUACGCCGCCAGUCAUCGCACAACGGAACGGCGCGUGCUUUCUGAGCCGGCAGAAUAAUGACCAACGAACACGGCGAAAUUGUGCGCGACCCUAACAGCAAGCAGUCAACUAACGUCGGAGAUGCUGUCUCCAAUGUCACAUAUGGCAGCGCCAAUCGUACCAGAGUUUCUCCCAACGGCGCCCAUCGUAACGGCUUCUGUAAUGAAGCCUACGAAGCCUCAGAUUCGUCGGAGGACCUUUCUAACGUUGUCGAUUCUACGAGUACAAAGGGCUUCGUGCCUUCCAGCGUUGCAGAGAGGGCCCGCCCGGCCAUCCAGCGCUCACUCACCGUGGUCGAGACUACCAUGCUUCGUCCACCGCGCGUCCCUCAACGGCUACGCACCGUGUCCGCGGGCCUGCACCCCGAAUACGAUGCCACACGAAGACGGAACUCGCGGCGGCUGCGAUUUUGUCCCCGCGGAUCCCUCUACGAUGUCAUCCAAGACCUGCCCGUUCGCCCCAUCAUCGGGGACGCCGAGGAGGGAAAUGUCGGAGCUACCAUCCGGGAGGAGUCAUCGCCCGUUCCUCCGAACAAGCCGAUGCCUGAAGAAACCAAGGACGAAGACGUGGCUGAGACGCCGACAGAGAUCCUCGUGCAAGUGUUCGUUCCUUUCAUGCUGGCCGGUCUCGGCAUGGUGGCUGCCGGCGUGCUACUCAAUAAAGCCAAGGACUUGGACGCAUUCAAGCAAAUCCCGGAGCUAAUGGUUAUGGUGCCUCCGCUGCUGGGUCUCAAGGGAAAUCUCGAAAUGACUUUGGCUUGCCGUAUGUCCACACUGGCAAACCUCGGGAACGCGGCUAGCCGGUCAGCGUUGCUCAGCAUCGCGGCGGGAAAUCUCGCCCUCAUCCAGUGUCAGGCAAUCGUGGCGGGGCUAGUAGCUGCCCUGCUCGCCGUCAUCAAAUCACUCGCCACAGAAGGCUACCUGGACUGGAGCCACGUUCUCACCCUCUUCACGAGCGCGGCGCUUACGGCCGAGCUCGCUAGCAUCGUGCUCGCGAGCGUGAUGAUACUCGUUAUAGUGCUGUGUCAGCGACUGCGCAUGAACCCUGACAACGUGGCCACGCCUGUGGCCGCCUCCCUGGGUGACGUCAUUACAUUGGCGCUGCUAGCUGGCUUCGCCACAUUGCUGCAUGUUCCCUUGCGAAAUCAUCAGUGGGCGUCAGGCUUACUGCUGGGCGCAGUAGUGCUGCUGGCUCCGGUGUGGGCGUUUCUGGCUUACCGCAACACUUACACACGCGAGGUUUUAAGUCAGGGGUGGCUGCCGGUCCUUUUUGCUAUUGUUGUCUCCAGCGGUGGUGGCUACAUUCUGGAAAUCGCCAGCACCCGGUACAAAGGCCUUGCAGCCUACCAGCCUGUUAUUAACGGCGUCGGUGGAAACCUAGUGGCCGUGCAGGCAAGCCGCAUAUCCACGUACCUGCAUCUCACUACCGAGCGGCCAAGCCUGCCACCUGGCGAGAGUCGCUGCGUAGGACCCAUAGCUGUCUUCUUCGGUAGCUGUCUUCACGCGAGGACAGCGCGCCUCCUGUUGCUCCUGCUCGUUCCAGGUCAGCUCAUAUUUGUGGCGGUUAUCGACAGUGUGGAGGGCGACGGCGAGGCCUUCCAUGGUCCUUUCGUGGCGUUAUACGUAGCAGCAGCCUUCAUCCAGGUGUGCAUUCUGCUGUACGUGGCCCGCGUUCUUGUGUAUGCUCUUUGGAGCCGCGGCACGGACCCGGACAACGCGGCCAUACCGUUUCUGACGGCUCUUGGAGACCUCCUGGGCGGUGGCCUCUUGGCCCUUGUGUACUGGAUUCUGGAUUUGAUCAGCCCCAGCCGACCGCUGUAACACCACGGCUAACACUCACGAGGUGCCUUAUGGAGUCUGAUACUUCGACACUGUGAGCAAAAAGGAGGCAGCGAAACUCAGACAGCAGCUCCCUUUGAGAGGUGACGCUGUCCCAACUAGUGCAUCUGCUCAGCAGCGAUAGUGAGAUAUUCGCUGAGCAAUAUGCAUCCUGAAAAUUUGUGACAAUUUGUUAGUGACUGCGUGUGCGCUUGGAAGUGUUUCGUUGUUAUGGCAGUUGAAAAUUCCUGAUGUCGUCGUUCGAGUAACGCCGGGAACGAACACCUUCCGACGUGCCUCAGACAAUGAAUCUACUUUGCGAAAAAGUGUACUACGUAAAGUACUGGUUGCGGUGACUUGAGUUGGUGACAUUCUUUUUAAUAUACGUUUCCGUGCGGUGGCAAGCGUUGUGAACGAAUGCUAACCGUUUUGUUUGUUGGAGGCUGGCGUGUGCGUUUUGUUUAGAAUCUACGUUUACUGAUGUUUUACUGCAUUUAAUAUGUUCGAAUAAGAACACCACUUUGGUUUGAGAGCUUCAA